UUUCCUCAAAACAAUAGAAUCCAGUGACUGGCAAAACUCGAACCUUGAGUUCCUCCUUGAAUUUCUUCUGAGGGCAAGACUAUCUCUGCCAUCCCAGAACUACAUUUUGCCUGGAUCCGCCAUCCUUGAGUGAUGCUGUCCGUUUCAGUUCUUCUCCAACGCAGCGGUUAUUUCCUGCUUCCCAUUAACCUGCUCUUCUGGGCUGUGUUAGUCCCCAGGACUGUGGCCUCCCCAGUGCCAGAUUCCAACCCUCUGUACCAGUUUGAUGGGCAAGUCCGGCUUCGCCAUCUCUACACGGCCAAUGAACGGACCCAGCUCCACCUGGAGAUCUUCUCAGAUGGGACGGUGCGUGGCGCCAAAUACCAGAACGCCUUCAGUUUGAUGGAAAUCAAAGCAGUGAAGUUGGGGAUCAUUCGUAUAUUAGCUACGAAAACUUCUAGAUUUCUUUGCAUGGAUUCUGAAGGACAUCUAUAUGGCUCACUGUCCUACUCAGAACAGGAGUGUAACUUCCGUGAGAUGGUUCUUCGAGAUGGCUAUAACGUGUACUAUUCAGAGGCCUACAAUCUUCCCGUGAGCCUCAGCAUGAUGGAGAAUUUGUCCCAGAACCGUCAGCUGCCCCCUUUCUCCCAGUUCUUACCUUUAGUAAACAAGGUUCCCCUUGAACCCAUGAUUAUGGACUACGAAUACAUUCAACAGGUACAUGACAUAGAGUCGGCUGAUCCCUUCAACAUAAUGGGUCAAAAUCAGGACUUGAGAAGCCCAAGUUUUGCCUUCAGAUAG
Messenger RNA from Thamnophis sirtalis, 780 nucleotides. It is a transcript of the gene FGF21, whose product is annotated as fibroblast growth factor 21. Gene Ontology annotation, molecular function: growth factor activity. NCBI's taxonomy places the organism in Eukaryota, Metazoa, Chordata, Lepidosauria, Squamata, Natricidae. The record is from RefSeq and is a predicted model, not a curated record.